GCCACGCCUCUGUGCGUUUUCCUCCGUUGAUUUCAUACCAAACUCAUACUUGGCAUUCCGCCUUUUUUCUGUCAGACACUAUUGUUUUAGCCGAGGAAAUACUCACUAUUUGGAAAGUAAAUCUGUCGCAGAAGCCAGAGUAUCAGGAGAGAAGAGUGUGCUUGUAGGAGUGAAGCAGGAGAGCCUUUGUAAGGUGUGUUGUGGCAGGAGCCGUCAUCAUUGCGUCGGAGUGGAGUUGCCGUGGCAGCCCAGAUGGGGCGCAGGAGGAGAGCGGCAAUGAAGGACUGGGCGAUGGAGCAGACCGCGGAUUGGAUGGUGACCCAGAGGGGGUGUGGAGUCCAGACAUUGAGCAGAGCUUUCAAGAAGCUCUGGCCAUCUAUCCUCCCUGUGGCAGGAGGAAGAUCAUCCUUUCAGAUGAGGGGAAGAUGUAUGGUCGAAAUGAGCUGAUAGCUCGAUACAUCAAACUACGAACAGGGAAGACACGCACACGUAAACAGGUGUCUAGUCACAUUCAGGUUCUGGCACGUAAGAGGGUACGAGAAUACCAGACAAGCAUCAAGGCCAUGAACUUGGACCAGGUAUCCAAAGACAAGGCUCUGCAGACAGUAGCCAACCUCUCAUCAGCUCAGAUUGUGUCUGCUAGUGUGAUGAAACCCCAACCUCCGUUCCCUCCACCAGUCAGAUUUUGGCCAGGGCCUUUGCCAGGACAGCCUGGACAUUCUCAGGACAUCAAGCCCUUUGCACAGCCGCCUUUCACUACGAUACCAGCCCCUGUCCCUGCACCUAUCAGUUAUGAGCCCCUGCCUCCUCCACGCCCUGCAGCUAUAGCAGCGCCUGUAUGGCAAGACAGAACCAUCGCCUCUGCAAAACUUCGGCUACUGGAGUUCUCUGCUUUUAUGGAGAGCCAGAGAGACCGGGAGACGUUCAAACACCUUUUCGUACACAUUGGCCCAUCAAACCCGGGCUACAACGACCCUGUGCUGGAGUCCAUAGAUGUGAGGCAGAUUUACGACAAGUUCUCUGAGAAAAAAGGAGGCCUGAAGGAGCUGUAUGAAAAAGGGCCACAUAACGCUUUCUUCCUCGUCAAGUUCUGGGCGGACCUGAGCAGUGACAUUGAGGAGGGCUCUGGCGUAUUCUAUGGCGUGAGCAGCCAGUACAGUGGAACAGAAAACAUCACCAUCAGUGUCUCAACAAAGGUGUGCUCCUUCGGAAAACAGGUGGUAGAGAAGGUUGAGACUGAAUAUGCACAUUUGGAAGGAGGAAAGUACAUGUUCCGCAUCCAUCGCUCCCCCAUGUGUGAAUAUAUGAUCAACUUCAUUCACAAACUCAAACACCUGCCGGAGAAUUAUAUGAUGAACAGUGUACUGGAGAAUUUCACCAUCCUACAGGUUGUGUCCAACAGAGAAACUCAGGAGACUCUGCUGUGCAUUGCCUUCGUCUUUGAGGUGUCCACUAGUGAACAUGGAGCUCAGUACCACGUGUAUCGACUAGUUAAUGACUAGCAGCACUUUUACGUGCAUGCAGAGACUUUCUCCCGAAACUUUUUUACACGUACAGCAUUAAAAAUAAUUUCAAACUCAAACACAGAAACCUUGCUCUUCUCCUCUAAACUCACUUUUAACAGACCAACAGUCACACUGUAGUCACACCUUGCUGAACGUGUAUGUCUCCAUCCCCUUUUGUUAUCAUCCCAUGAUUUAGACAUGCAAGUUUAACCCAUCUACAUAGGUUCACACUGUUUCAGUGUACAAACAGGCAGCACAUUUGCCUUAGUGCUGCUGUGGAGCUGCAGCUUCAAGAUCUGUCUUUUUACAUAAACAUUGCCCUUAAAAUGACUGAGUUAUCAGACAGUUUAGCUUGUUUCAAUGUGGACCGUAUUUUAUACUUUAUUAAAAGAGAUGUGAAACAGAGGCGGGUUUAAGUCAAGAAAAAGUACUUUUUCCUUGUUAUUGCUGCAAUUUAAGACACUUUAACAGCAUUAAAAUGCAUAUUAGGGUUGUUAACAUGUCAGGACAGAGAACCAUGUUCAGUUUUCAAAUGUGUGUCCAGAGAACUGCCACAUUAGAGUUAAAGUUUUGGGUAUAACACAAAUAAAAGUAUGCUAUUUACAGGAGCUUAAGAUAAAUCUCACUCCAAACAGCAAACGCUCCAUCCUCUGUACUUUGGAGCCUUACAUUUAGAACAAAGACUUCUACAGAAGGAUCUCGUUUUAGUUUUAAUGUUUUAAUAUGUCACUUUGCUCUAGACCCUUGGCUCUCAACUGGUCCAGCCUCAGGACCCAGCAGUCUGUCUUACGACAGAUUGCAACCCAAAAUUCUAAUAAAUUUUCAACAAUGCAUGUUUAGUUCAUUGAAUAUGUUGCAGUUUGGAGCGUGAUUGGACCAAAAUACCUGAUAUAAAAAGAAAAGGGACAAAACUGACAAAUUUUAUUCCCUCUUUCCCUUCAUUAUGUGUCAACUUUUGCCAAUUUUCCCGAGAACUUGUGAAAUUACUUUAUUAUCAUGGGAAAAGUACCCAUUUAUUGCAAGAAGAGGAGAUAAAUUAGUUGAAAUAUUGAUCAAAAAUUCAAAUUUCACAG
Molecule: messenger RNA, 2578 nt
Organism: Cheilinus undulatus (humphead wrasse)
Lineage: Eukaryota; Metazoa; Chordata; Actinopteri; Labriformes; Labridae
Gene: tead3a
Product: TEA domain family member 3 a
Exons: 13
Coding region: 426-1502 (358 amino acids)
Biological process (GO): regulation of transcription by RNA polymerase II; hippo signaling; embryonic organ development
Cellular component (GO): transcription regulator complex
Molecular function (GO): DNA-binding transcription factor activity, RNA polymerase II-specific; RNA polymerase II cis-regulatory region sequence-specific DNA binding
Source: RefSeq, a predicted model, not a curated record